CGGCCAAUAGUGAAAAACAUUAUACUCCGUUAUGAUAACAAACCAAUGAAAAGGCUUGUUUUAUUUGGAUGGCGAGUUGGUUUUCGGUUCACAAAAGAAAAGGUUUGGAAGCUGUAAAAGAAAUAUGGGACGGGGUCAAAGGAAAUGAUUUUAUUUUUGGGGUUUUAAAUAUCACACAAUAAUUAGAGGGGUUGACGAAUAUGUCUCACAAGUGAUGCACAGUAGAGUUGGUCCCAAACUAAGCCCAAAAAUGUCGCUGGAAAUGCAAAGCGUUGGAGAAGAUCCAUAUAGCGUUGAUCCUUAUGCCGUGAAUCAAGACGAUGGUGUUGAGCCAACACGACUUCCUAGUCGAGCGAUUGGUACAAGACAUGGAUCCGUUAGAAGGAGAUCAGGCCGAAGAACUGUCCGCAGAGGAUCUAAUGCACUAACCACCAUGCAAGUCGUCGAAAUGGAUGACGGAGAAGACGAAGAAGACUUUCAGGAGGUGAAAGCCGUGGCCGCCCCUAUGCAGCAGAAAAGAGAAAUGAAGAAAAAUCAAACUGCAGGACAGAAAAUCAGAAGAAUAUCUUGCUGGAAAGCAACCAAGUUAAAGAUUGCUAUGGGCUGGCACCGUUUAACUGGGAGAAUAGGAGAUGCUCUAAGAGACCUUGAGUUGUGGAAAGGGAGCAUGAAAGAAAUUGAAGGUCGAUUUGGAAAUGGAGUCCUUUCUUACUUUGUUUUUCUCAAGUGGCUGAUGUUUGUAAACCUCUUCAUUUUCCUGUUGACGUUUGGGUUCACAUCAGUGCCUGCUCUUGUCAGUGAGCCAGUUGCAGCACCCAACAACACCAACAGCUGUACCUAUAGCACCGACACCUACACCGACAAGAGUCCACCAGACCUUGUCUUGGACUUCAUCACCGGAGUGGGCUGGAUCAAUACUACACUAUUGUUCUAUAGCAGUUACCCUUCCGAGACUGUUAAAUCGGUGCUAGGCCACACCUACAACCUGCCGCUGGCAUACCUGCUUGUUGGUGGAGCCUAUUUCUUUUUCAGUCUGCUUCUAAUGGUUAACAAUUUGACUAAGAGUUUCCAGGAAAGCUACAUAGAAGGUGGAGGGACGUUUUACUCCUAUUGCAACAAGGCGUUUGCGUCUUGGGAUUACUGCAUUGAUGAUGAAAACGCCGCUAGAGUCAAGAGUCAAAACAUUGUACAAGACAUUAAGGCUGGACUGGCUGAAGAAGCCCGCCUUGAGAAAGUUCGCAACAGAACCAGAGGUCAGAAGUGCAGACUGUACACUAUCCGUGCUGCAUGUACCUUGCUGGUCAUGGGGCUGCUGGGAGGGGCUGUGUAUGCGAUCUACCUUGCUGUUGAAGUCUCUACUGAUCCUAAAGUACAAGAAGGAAAGAGUGCCUUUAUGGUCAUUCUCAUCAGGUCGGCAUCCUCUCUCACCAUCACUGGACUGAAUUUGCUGCUGCCUCCCUUCUUUAUCCUGGUGUCAAAUUUUGAGGACUGGAGUCCAAGGUUCCAAGUUAACAUCAGCCUCUGGAGGACGGUCCUCCUACGUCUUGCAUCCAUUGCUGUACUGAUAAUAACACUAUAUGUUGAUGUGGAAAAAAAAUGUGAUGAUGGAGAGAAAAGCUGUUGCCAAAAUAGCUGGGAGAAUCAGAUUGCAUCACAGAUGUACAUGCUGAUUUGGAUUGAUUUCUUUGUUGUCAUAGCAACUACCCUAGGGAUGGAAACGAUUUUGCGGUUAUUGUUCAAGCAUACACGGCUAUUCCGUAAACUGAAUGUUAUGCCAGAAUUCCAGAUCCCCAAGAAUGUUCUGGACCUGGUCUAUGGCCAGUGCCUUCUCUGGAUUGGUACUUUCUUCAGCCCUGCUAUUCCUGCCAUGGGCGUUGUCAAGCUCUUCAUUGUCUUUUACGUGAAGAAGUUAAGCCUGAUGUACAACAACAAGCCAUCAGACCAGCCGUACCAGGGAGCUCGCUCCAACUACUUGUUCACAGUGCUUCUACUCAUCACGUUCUUCACGUGCCUCAUUGCAGUAGGGUGGGGAAUUACCAGGGUUCGACCGUCAUGUUAUGGGCCUUUUCGAAAUCAAUAUUGCCAGGACACUGAGAUAAUAGCGGAGCUAAGUGGAGUGAUCAAAACAUGGCCCACCGCCAUUCAAGAAAUCCUCAACUACAUCAGCACCGCUUCCUUUAUCUUUCCUGUUCUGUUAGUGUUCUUUUUGAUGAUCUACUACUUCCGGUCGAUGUUGAGAGUUCAUCUUCAGAUGAUUGAGAUGCUGAAGGAUCAACUUGUUUUGGAGGGACGUGACAAGCGCUACUUGAUGGAGAAACUCUUGAGUGAUCAGCAGAAGCGGAGGCAGGACGACGAUGGCGACCACCUGCAGUCAGAGCCAACACAGCAAACUAUAGUACACACUUCAGCAGGCAACAUGGACUUCUGAUGUGCAGAGUGAAGCGUGCAACAUGGACUUCUGAUGUGCAGAGUGAAGCGUGCAACAUGGACUUCUGAUGUGCAGAGUGAAGCGUGCAACACGAACCUACCUCCAGUGUGUUUCAUUCAUAUACUGCAUACACCAUGGACAUAUGCCUUGUUGCUUGCAACAUUCAAUAUGUUAUCUUAUGCCUGUACCAUAGGCAUGUCUAAUGUUGUAUGAAAUAUUUAUAUUUGAUCCUAUUAUAUGCUGCAUGUGAAUGUGACGUGUUGAGUGCAACAUCCAGUAUUUAAUCUUAUGUAUGCACCAUCGGCAUAUGUUGCGGGCAACAUUGUCACACAACAUGUAGUUCCUUACUUAGUUGUCAUUGUGCUAUUGUCUGGACGGUUUUAACUUAUAGCUACGAAUCUACUGUGCAACAAUUGUUCAAUUAUAUUUUGUUUUAAGGGACCAUCAGCUAACUCUAUGUAGAUAACUGCUAAAUACAUCGCUGGUACGCCCAUACUAGCUUUUAACUUAUCCCAAUUGAUGAGGUAUUACUAAUGAACUUAGCCAUUUGUGAUUUACUAAGCCAUUUCGUAUAUGCGUAUUUAUAGUUCUAAGGUAAAGUUUAGCUAUUUAUUUGUAGGCCUCAUCAUAAGACAGACUUUCAAAAAUUCACAAAUACAAUAAUAAGUUAUAUGCUACAUAAUAGCUUUACAAGCUAUUAAGCUUUAAUAGCUUAACAUAACUCUUAAUCUUUACAUAUGUUCCACUGAGGCUAAGUUCAAUAUUCAAUGCAAAUGCUUGCAAAUGAAGAUGAAAUAAUCGACUUGAUUCAUUUGCAUGCAUUUGCAUUAAAUAUUGAACUUAGCCUCAGUGGAACAUAUGUAAAGAUUUAGAGUUAUGUUAAGUUUCCAAUUUCAACAGCCUUAACGGAGCAGUAUCAUCAAUUUACUAUGUUUUUAUAACAGAGAUGUAUUUUUAUAGAGAAGAUCGGGAUAUACUCGUGCAUCGUACCGAUACUUAAAUAUGCCUUUGUAGCUUGUGGGUGUUUUAAAUAAAUAAGCGUCGGCAGUGUUGUCUGUCUUGAGAAUGUU
Molecule: messenger RNA, 3498 nt
Organism: Nematostella vectensis (starlet sea anemone)
Lineage: Eukaryota; Metazoa; Cnidaria; Anthozoa; Actiniaria; Edwardsiidae
Product: transmembrane channel-like protein 7
Exons: 17
Coding region: 215-2428 (737 amino acids)
Cellular component (GO): plasma membrane
Molecular function (GO): mechanosensitive monoatomic ion channel activity
Source: RefSeq, a predicted model, not a curated record